Molecule: messenger RNA, 5723 nt
Organism: Astyanax mexicanus (Mexican tetra)
Lineage: Eukaryota; Metazoa; Chordata; Actinopteri; Characiformes; Acestrorhamphidae
Gene: gucy2g
Product: guanylate cyclase 2g
Exons: 22
Coding region: 180-3617 (1145 amino acids)
Biological process (GO): intracellular signal transduction; cGMP biosynthetic process; receptor guanylyl cyclase signaling pathway
Cellular component (GO): membrane
Molecular function (GO): protein kinase activity; guanylate cyclase activity; peptide receptor activity
Source: RefSeq, a predicted model, not a curated record
AUUUCUGUCAAAUCACUCUGCUGACUAAAACAAAAUUUGGCAAUUUACAGGUUCAGUAGGUGCUAACAGCUAGAAGCUUGAUUAAAUUUAAUUUCCCAGAGGAUGAGGAAAACUGCACUACGUCAUCCACUCAGGCAUUUAAAUCUCUCAGUGAUCUUGCUGGGAGUCGCACAGAUAAGAUGAGAGCUAUAUCAAACUGCAGAGCAUCUGAGCACACAAGAUGGAGGGUGUUGAUAUUUUUUUCAUUUGCUUUUCUUACCAGUGUUGCUUGCAGCCAGACAAACCCAAACAAGGUGCUGGUAGGAUUUCAGGCUCCUCGAAAUGCAUCAUAUCCAUUCAGUGUGCAGAAACUGGGAUCUGCCAUUCAAAUAGCCAUAGACAAGGUCAACUCCAAUCCAUCACUACUAGAAAAUUAUACUCUCGACUUUGUGUACGUGGAUACUGACUGUAAUGCCAAGGUUUCACUUGGAUCGUUCAUUGAUCAGAUGUGGCAGGACAAUAUAUCAGCACUCUUUGGGCCACCGUGUCCUGAGGAAGCAGAGGUCACUGGUCUUAUUGCAUCCACUUGGAACAUCCCAAUGUUUGGUUUUGUGGGACAGACCCCCAAAAUGGACAAUUUUUACGUUUAUGAUACUUAUAUUAAAAUAGUGCCUCCACUUAAGAGAGUAGGGGAAAUCUUGGUGAAGACACUGGAUUUCUUUGGGUGGACACAUGUUGGUGUAAUUGGAGGAGGUUCAGAAUCCAACACCUGGGACAAAGUGGAUGCUCUUUGGAAAUCUGUAGAACAGCAACUGCAUGCCAGGGUAACAGUGACGGCCAGCAUCAAGUUCGACCUCAGUGACCCUCAGCUAAUACAAAGGAACAUUCAGCACAUCUCCAAGGUUGCAAGAGUGAUCAUAGUGUUGAGUAAUGCUGAGGACUCCACUAAGCUGGUGAUGGAGGCAGAGCGGCAGGGGCUGAUGAAAGGAGAGUAUGUAUUCCUCCUCAUACAGCAGUUUGAGGUCAGUGGCAAUGUGGAUAACCUGUGGAAAAGUGCAGUCAGUGACAACAAAGAGACAGCCCUGAAGGCCUUUGAUAUGGUGUUUGUCGUUGCUGAGAAGUCUUACGAAGGAUAUGAUUACUAUGAUUUCUUUGACCGUGUUUACGAAAGGCUGAAAGGGGCUCCUUUUUACAGCAAUCUUUCCUCAGAAAGAGAGGUAAGCCCUUACGCUUCCUAUCUUCAUGACGCCGUCUUGCUCUACGCCAUGGGUUUAAAGGCAGUUCUUAAAGACGGCAACAAUCCUCGUAACGGACGAGAGCUGCUCCGGAACCUCAGAGAUAAAAACAGCAUCAGGUUCUAUGGAGCCUCGGGUCUAGUUCACUUUGAUGAAUAUGGAGACAGGAAUACAGAUUAUUCUGUCUUCGACUUGCAAAAAAGUGAUGGUGACAUGAAGUUUGUACCUAUCCUAAAUUUCGACAGUCACUCAAAACAGCUCAAAACAACAGCUAAGUUUUCAAGUGUUAUCUGGCCAACUGGGAAACUACCAACAGAUAACCCAGAGUGUGGUUUCGAAAAUGAACUUUGUGAAUGGCUAAACAGUGAGAUAUACAUGAUUGUUCUGCUGGUUGCUGUACCACUGAUUGGAGUAGCAGCACUGGCAUUCAUCACACUGCUGACUGUACAGAAGAUUCGUCUGCAGACCAGACUGGAUGACAACAACUGGUGGCUUAUUGAAUACAGUGAUAUCACCAUCAUCAAGGAGCCUAAGGGAGUGCAACCACUGUCAGUAAGUACAACUCCAAGCAAAAGUGGAAGUGGUGGCUCUCAGACCAUCCUCUCUUCUUACAGCUAUGGACUAAAGGACAUCAAUGGCAAAGAGAACAUCUACACAACAAUCGGUCUAUUCCAGGUACAAAACGUCAAAGAGUCUUCUUCACAGGGAAAUCAAGUAGGCAUCAAAUACCUGAAGAAUCAGCUUCCUCGUGACCUCAAGAAAUCCACACUCGUUUCCGAGUUGAAUAUGAUGAAGGAACUGAAGCACGAGAACCUGGUGCAGUUUUUCGGGGUGUGUAAUGAACCACCUAAUGUUUGCAUUGUCAUACAGUACUGCAAGAAAGGAAGCUUAAAGGAUGUUCUGAGGAACAAUGAAAUAGAGCUGGAUUGGAUGUUCAAACUGUCGUUUGCCUACGACAUUGUUAGUGGCAUGGAGUACCUACACAGGAGCAGUCUGAAAUCUCAUGGCAAUCUGAAGCCUAGCACCUGUCUAGUGGACAGUCGGCUGCAGGUCAAACUCUCAGGCUUUGGCCUCUGGGAAUUUAAACACGGCACCAAACACAAACUGGUCCCACUUGAGAACCCCAAGUAUGAAGAGAUGUUCUGGAUUGCUCCAGAACUUUUAAGAGAAGUGUACCUUCCAUUUAAUGGAACUCAAAAAGGAGACGUCUUCAGCUUUGCUAUAAUCAUGCGAGAGCUGAUAUACAGCUCAGAGGCAGGACCCUACCAUGAUAUACAGCUGGAACCAAAAGAAAUCAUCAAGCAGCUGAGGACCCCUUUCGCAGGUGAGCCCCUCAGACCUACUCUGUGUCCUCAGAUGUGUGAUGAAGCUCUAAUAAGCCUGCUGACUGCAUGCUGGAGUGAGAACCCAGACCAGAGACCCCAUUUUAGCUCCAUCAGAAGAGGUCUACAAAGUAUCAGCCCUGAGAGCCAUGCCAAUAUCUUGGACAAUAUGGUGAACAAGCUUGAGAAAUAUGCCAAUCACCUUGAAGAAGUAGUAGAGGAGAGGACCACCCAGCUCACUAUAGAAAAGGCCAGAGCAGAUAAGCUUCUAUCCAGUAUGCUGCCAAGAUACAUAGCAGAGCAGCUAAUGGCAGGAAAGUCGGUGGAACCCAGGAGUUAUGAAAUAGUCACCAUCUUUUUCUCUGACAUCGUGGGAUUUACCAGCAUGUGUGCGAUCAGCUCAGCCCUGGAGGUGGUGACAGUCCUCAAUGAUCUCUACAGCCUGUUCGAUGAGAUUAUCAAACUCUACGAUGUUUAUAAGGUUGAAACAAUAGGAGAUGCAUACAUGGUUGCAAGUGGGCUGCCAAUAGCCAACGGAAAUAGACAUGCAGAAGACAUCUCCAUUAUGGCACUCCAUUUCCUCAAUGCCAUUAAACGAUUCAGCAUUAGACACCUACCCAACCAGAAGCUGGCACUUCGCAUUGGAAUCAACUCAGGUCCAGUGGUUGCUGGAGUGGUGGGCAGUACGAUGCCCCGCUACUGCUUGUUUGGAGACACAGUGAACACUGCCUCCAGGAUGGAAAGUAACAGCUUGCCACUGAGGAUUCACAUCUCUCAGAGCACCGCCGAUAUUCUCUUGAAGAUCGGCUCUUAUGAACUGGAGGAGAGGGGGGAGGUUGAGUUGAAGGGGAAAGGGCUUCAGAAGACGUACUGGUUGAACAAUAAAAUAGGUUUGAAGUUUCCUACGAUGCCGCAGCAGUAUGAUUCGGGAGCAUGUCCAGAGCCAGCAGCAGAGCUGUCGACAAACAAAUCAAACCAAAGCACAAGUGAGCCUGAGGGUAAAGACAAGGGAAGAACACAGAUGAAUCAAACCACGGGUAAAAUUCCUGCCGCUCACACACUGACUGUUCCUGACAUCUAGAGACCAAACUGCAGAGCUACCUCUAUUUUUUGUGUUCCAGUUACAGCCACUUUUAUAAGCAAAAAACAAAGACAAAGAGUUAGAUGUAGUUUUUUAAUUAAGACACAAAUAUUAUAAAGACAUUAUUUCUAAUCAAACCAAAGCAAGAUGUAUUUUCUUGCCACUGGAGCAGGAUAUCAGUGAGGGUCAUGCUUCCGACUCUUGUGCAUUUUAACUAUGUAACUAGUCUCACAUAUCUGCUUCAAGUGUACAAGACUGCUAAACAAAGUGAAGAUGUAUGCAAGUGUUUAGGAGGAGGAAUGUGUGUUACACUCCCUGAGACCCUUGUAUGGCUGUUCUGUGUGAGUGUGUGUGUGUAUGUGUGUGUGUGUGUGUGUGUGUGUAAGAGGGCUGCACAGUACAAAGUUUAAGCAUGAGCAAUAAUCAAAAUUGCAGGACAUGCUUUUUUGGAAUAUGAUAAAAAGGAAAUGCCAUAAUCAAAUAUCAGCCCAAUAUCACACAGUUUCUCCUAUUCUUGUAUUAUUUCAUUACAUGUUGGAUCUUUGAUAUCUUGUGUUUUCUGGUGGAUUAUGGUAAAACUUUCUGUGUUUUUAAAUUUCGCAAUAAAUAUUGCAAACAAAAAAUGCAAUUUAAUUGUUUUGUAACAUUGUGCAGCAAGUGUGUUUCACUGCGUUUUGAGAAUUUACCAAACCAUCCACCUUUACAAACUGGUAUAACCUAGAAUGGCAUUCAGCAGAAUCAUACACAGCAUGCAUAAAAACGUGCCUGUAAAAUAGAGAAAAAGCGUGAUUAGCUUCCAAGUUUCCAAGAGCUUUGUUUAAACUGUAAAAUGGAUAUGCUUCUAAAAUGUAUGAAAAAAGGGAAACAAAAUAACCUUAGAAAACAAAGCAAAAAUAUCUAACUUUUAAAUAUUUUACAAAACAAAGUUUAUUAAACAAAUCAUUUUAAGACUGUGAAAUAUAAAUAAUAUGUACAAACACAGUAACAGGUUUUUGAUAAGUCUUUGAAAAUGUAAGUAUGUGUACAGUGGGGUCUUAGAGGUCUGUAGGAAAUGCUUUUAUUUUGCAUUAAUUUCUUAUUAAUGCAACUUUUUAAAAUGUUUAAUUAUUAUUAAUAAUUAUUAUAAAACAGCAACAUAACAAUAACAAAAAAUGCUUGUUUUAAUUUGUAUUAUUGUUUAUGGAUUCUACGGAUGUAUUUGUAUGUCUUUAGUUUUUGCUUUAAAUAUCAGAUAUAAUGUGUCUUUGUGUUUUCACUGAUUUGGUGCAUUUUUAACUUUUUUUUCAUAAUAACUUACAUGACAUACCUGCAAGAUGUGUAUAACUGGAGGAAUGCUCAGCUGGAAAAGGCCAGAUUUAAAGAACACACUGUGAGUAAACUUAUAGAGAAAAAAACUGCACACAUGGGAUAUAAAAAAUAACUGCUACCUCUGAUUUGAAACUCCAUUGUCAAAAUUCCUCCGCUGGGGUCAGAUUGCAGUUUGGUGCUCCUCGAAGUGCAUGGAGUCUUUUAGAGAAUUUUAAAAAGUCUUAAAAUUGUGCUUAUUUGUUUAUCUUGAAGUUGAAAAGAUAUUUUAUGAGAACUUCUCUCAUUCUUACCGGCUGACAGAAGAGCUUUUCUCCAUCACACACUUGAACUUCACAGUGAAGCCAGACCGUGGACACCUUCUCUAAGCGCUGAAAGCGGAACGAAUUAAACUUGAACAUGGAGCGACUGUCUUUGGCAUUCUCAAAUAUGGUGACUGUAUUAUCUGAGGAGCAGCUGUGAACAGAACAAAGAUCACAAAGUGAGCAGUAUCUAGUGUUUAUACUCUCAUGAGACGAGUCAUCUUAUCAAAAUAAAACCAUGUAGAUUUAACAUAACCUUACCUAUUGACAAUCAAGCUCCACCUCUUCCUGUCUGUUGAAUAUGGAGUAGGUGUUGCCCAGCAGUUUGUUAUAACCACCUUAAACCUAUAGAAGAAGAUAAACACUUAGAUUUGUCUGUGAAUGAAUCUAUGAAAAAAGCUUUAUCUUCUGAAAGCACUGUCCACAUCUGAUAACCGGGGGAUGACGUACCUGUUACUCAGUCCUUUUGCUUCAAUACCAAUAAAAACCUCUGAGCCAA